This is a messenger RNA of Culicoides brevitarsis, 2220 nucleotides long. RefSeq names its product eEF1A lysine and N-terminal methyltransferase homolog. The transcript has 3 exons. Gene Ontology annotation, molecular function: S-adenosylmethionine-dependent methyltransferase activity. The record is from RefSeq and is a predicted model, not a curated record. Bases 43 to 2091 code for a protein of 682 amino acids. Lineage: Eukaryota; Metazoa; Arthropoda; Insecta; Diptera; Ceratopogonidae.
ACAUGGCAGAGGUAAACAAACAACAUCAACCGAGGAAAGAACAUGAAUUUACUGCUUCCGAAGACGACAAGCGAGUUUGGAUCCACGAAAUAUUGGGAUCAGUUCUUCAAGGCACGCGGAAAAGCAGCUUUUGAAUGGUACGGCGAAUAUCCAGAGUUGUGUGGAAUUUUGCACAAAUACAUAAAACCGAAAGAUGACAUCUUGGUUGUUGGUUGCGGUAACAGUAAACUCUCCGCUGAUCUCUAUGACGUCGGGAUAAAGAAAAUUGUGAAUGUAGAUAUCUCAGCUACCGUUAUAAAUCAAAUGUUGAAGGCAAAUCGGAGUCGAAGUGAGAUGCAAUGGCUUCAAGGAGAUGUCACCCAGAUGAAAGAAUUCAAUGAGGAAACAUUUUCCGUCGUUUUAGACAAAGGAACGCUCGAUGCCUUGAUGACCGAUGACUCCGCCGAGGUCUUAAAUCGCGUUUCUGCCUAUUUAUCGGAAAUGUCGCGUGUUUUAAAAAUCGGCGGAAGAUUUAUUUGCGUGUCAUUACUUCAACCACACAUCCUAAAAUUACUUUUGGCAACGUUACCUGCAAAUAAUUUCAUGUUCCGCGUCGUUCGAUGCGUCGAAGCUGAACGAAAAACCGCUGAAACGUCUUCCGAUGGCACAAGUAUGCCCGUUUUUGUUGUUGUAGCGACGAAAUUCAAGGCGUUACCCCAAAAAUUGCUCGAAAUUUGCAUGUGCGGCGAUAAAAUUCAACGAUUAACGAGCGAAGCGGAAGUUUCUGCGGUCAUAAAUGACGUACAACAAUCUUCGAUGGUCACGAAUGGGCUUGUAAAGGACUCCUCAGCUGCUUUAUCGAACGAAAUUAAGCUUGAGCUUCACACGGCAGACGAUAAAGACAAACCGCGAUACACAAUUCAUGUCUUGGAUCAAAAACCCAAACGUGGAAAUGGAAAAUUUGCGGCUUUUAUCGUUCCGCAGGGCAGGGAAGUUGAUUGGUUGUUCUCAACUCCGCCGGGACGUCGAAAAUUACAGGAAUCAUCGGGGCAUGAUCGAUUAGCGAUCGUUUCCAUGCAUCGAGAUUUCACAUAUCCGGACUGGGAACGCGUUCAAGAGGAGCUUAAUCCGUACAUUCGAAAUUUGGCGCCAAAUGGAAGUUCAGCGAAAAUUCCGUAUUUGAGUUUGGACUCGAAUGUGGGUCAUCGCGAGCUAAUUUGCAAGGGAAAAAGCGAUUUUUCGGGUCCUUAUGUCAUCGAAGAUGUCUUGUGUGAUAACAAUCAACUCUUUCGUCGCUUGAUUUUCAUGCAGAACCAAAAUACGAUCCAAUCGGAGGCACUUUUGAAGAUGUCCCAUGCGAAAGAUGGCACUGUGAUGAAGAAAUUUGUCGAUAAAACGUACUUGGCAUGUCAACAUCAUCUCUACAUGACAGCUGGAUUGAACAUUUUCAACACCACAAAGUCAAAAAAUAAAAAAUCCACAAAGACAGAAGCACUUCUCGUCGGUUUGGGAGGCGGCGGACUCGUCUCGUUCAUCCAAGAAAUGUUAAAAAAUGUAAAAAUUACCGCAAUUGAGCUUGAUCCGUCGAUUUUAUCCAUUGCCACGGAGUUUUUCGAGCUGAAUCAAACGAAAAAUUUGGAAGUUGUCAUCCAAGAUGGCCUUGAAUAUCUCAAAGAAGCGUCGAAAAUGGAAAAUCCGAAGAAACUGAAUGCAGUUUUAUUUGAUGUCGAUUCGAAAGACACAUCGAUCGGCAUGAGUUGCCCUCCGAAAGACUUCCUUUCGCCCGAAAUUAUUGACGCUGUGAAGAAAAUCCUGAAGGACGAUGGACUUUUUAUCCUGAAUUUGGUUUGUCGCGACGACGAAUUACGGGAAAAAGUGAUCGCCGACCUGAAAAAGGACUUUAAAGCUGUUUGUUCCUUCAAGCUGGAGGAAGAUUUGAACGAAAUUGUGUAUUGCAGUGCGAGUGAGGCGCCGCUCGAUGCGGAAAAAUGGAAGAAAAUGUUUGAAAAGUCAGCAAAAGAGUUGAAUCAACUUGCGUGCAGCCAAAAAAUUGUCGCGCAAGACGAUGAAUUGAUCGAAAUUACGGAUUUUUUGAGUAAUUUAAAGGUUUAAAAAAUGGAAAAUAUAAAAUUUUGUUAAAAAAACAUGAAAAAAUGUGUGAAAAAAAUUAUUUAUUUUAUUCUUACAAUUUUAUUACACUUUUUUUAAUUAAAUUUAAUUCUCAUCCUGAAAGAAAGUCAC